Messenger RNA from Ectocarpus siliculosus, 732 nucleotides. The record is from the annotation of a GenBank genome assembly. Lineage: Eukaryota; Phaeophyceae; Ectocarpales; Ectocarpaceae.
AUGCCCUUUCCGACUGGAAGCAAGCCCGUCAAGGAGAUGGACAGCCCUCGGCCGAAGCUCUGGAUCUACGACCAUUGCCCUUAUUGUGUUCGGCCACGCAUGGUUUUCGGGCUCAAAGGGAUCACGCACGACCUGGCGUACCUCUCGAACGACGACAUCGAGACGCCAACCGCCAUGGUCGGCAAGAAAAUGGUCCCGAUUCUCGAGCUCGGCCGCCCUGGGUCCGAGGAUCACGAGAUCAUGGCCGAGAGCAUGGACAUCGUCAAGAGGCUGGACUUGGACCCCCAGUUCGGGCCUCCCGUGCUAGCCCCCGCCGUCGACCGCAAAGACCUGGACGGUUGGGUUUCCUCCGCAGCCAUGCUGAUGCGGCGCCUCGUUCGUCCGAGGAACGCCGUCACGCCUCUCGCGGAGUUCCAGACCCGAUCGGCGAGAGAGGCGUUUGUCCGCAACCAUCCAUUGCCGGAACCGAGCAGCUACGAGGCCAACCUCAAGGCGUCGCCAAAGCUGAUCGAGGAGCUGGAACGCGAGCUGUGGAAGCUUGAGGGCAUGAUCCACAGCCCCACCAGUGUGGCGGCGGACGGGAAGCUGUCGUACAACGACGUAGAGUUUUUCCCGCGCAUGCGUGGCCUCACGAUCGUGCAAGGCUUGGGCAUCCCACCGAAGCUGCGAGCGUACCUCGACGCCGUCUCGGAGCGCGUGGACGUACCGCUGUAUGACAAGAUAGCUUCGUGA